GUCGCAAGGGGGCGUAUCUCGUGUUCCAGAGCUCGACUUUUACUUUAUUUACCUCUUUAUUUCAGUCUUUUACUUCCAAGCUCUGCUUCUUGUUUUCAUCCGCUCCUACGCCCCGGCUCUGACAGUACUCAAUUCGAUCCGGAUCCCGUCGCCAUCACGUGAACAGACCCCCCUCACGAUGGCUGAGAAGGAACAACAACAACAACCCGUCGAUGACGCCCCUGUGGACGCUCAUGUCGCCACUCACGACACGCCCGCCGACGCCCUCGACUUGCCGGCGGGAUGGAAGUACAAGCGGAUACGCCUCUUCGGCUUCACGCUGCCGUGGUACGCCUCGCCCAAGGUCCAGCUGCUGAUGGUCUCAUUCGUUUGCUUCAUGUGCCCCGGAAUGUUCAACGCCCUUGGAGGCCUGGGUGGAGGUGGAAAGAUCAAUCCCACUCUGGCGGACAACAUGAACACCGCGCUUUAUAGUGCUUUCGCCGUCUUCGGCUUCUUUGGUGGCACCUUCGUCAACAAGAUUGGUGUGAAAUGGACCCUAGCUUUUGGAGGUGUGGGAUACUGCAUCUAUGCCAUCAGUUUGUUAGUAUCGGUCCAUGCCUCAGUCCUCGGUUUCAACAUCUUUGCCGGUGUCUUGCUCGGUAUCUGUGCCGGUCUGUUGUGGACCGCCCAGGGCACGAUCAUGGUCUCGUACCCGACUGAAAGCCAGAAGGGCCAUUACUUUGCCUGGUUCUGGGGUAUUUUCAACUUGGGAGCUGUCGUUGGCAGUCUGAUCGCCUUAGGCACGAACAUUAACGUCAAGACUGCUGCCACCGUCACUGACGGGACUUAUAUCGCAUUUAUUAUCCUCAUGUUCUUCGGUGCCGUCCUGGCCCUGCUACUAGCCAACGCCUCGGACAUUAUUCGAGAGGAUGGCUCGCGCGUCAUCUUGAUGAAGAAUCCCAGCUGGCAGAGUGAGCUGUGGGGUCUCGUAGAAACUGCCAAGUUUGAACCACUCAUCGUUCUCCUAUUCCCCAUGUUCUUCGUCUCCAACUGGUUCUACGUGUAUCAGCAGAAUGCCGUCAACGGGGCGUACUUCAACACUCGUACUAGAGCGCUAAACAGUAUGCUGUACUGGCUCUCUCAGAUCAUCGCGGCCGCCAUCUGGGGAUACGCUCUCGACAUCCAGGGCGUCCGCCGCUCCCUCAGAGCAAAGAUUGCUCUAGGUGUUCUCUUCGUCCUCACCAUGGUCAUCUGGGGCGGUGGCUACGACUUUGAAAAGGGAUACACCCGUUUCGAUGUGAACCAGGAUUUCGAUUCAUCUGGAAAUGCACUUAAGACCAACCCGAAUUGGGUUCCCCUGGACUGGAGCGAUUCCGGCUACGUCGGACCCAUGUUCCUGUACAUGUUCUACGGCGCCUAUGACGCUGCGUGGCAAGCAACCGUUUACUGGUUCAUGGGCGCUCUGUCGAACUCGGGCCGCCGCUCUGCCAACUUCGUCGGCUUCUACAAAGGCAUCCAGUCUGUCGGCGCCGCUGUGGUCAACAACCUCGACGCCCGCCACCUCUCCUAUAAGAAGGAGUUCAUCAGCAACUGGGUCCUCCUCGCCGUCUCACUCGUGGUUGCCGCUCCUCUCAUUUUGACCAGGAUCCAAGAUCACGUACCCGUCGAGGCGGAUCUCAAGGGCACGGACGAGACUAUCGAGGACGUUCUUCCCGUGGGCCACCCCGAGAAGCAGGUCACGGUAUAGGGAAGAAAUCUUAAUUUGUUGUUGCGUCUGCUUCGUCGUGGCAUUGAGCGAAGCGCAAUAAGGGGAGUGCAAUUGGGUGAG
Molecule: messenger RNA, 1807 nt
Organism: Mollisia scopiformis
Lineage: Eukaryota; Fungi; Ascomycota; Leotiomycetes; Helotiales; Mollisiaceae
Product: DUF895 domain membrane protein
Exons: 3
Coding region: 179-1726 (515 amino acids)
Biological process (GO): transmembrane transport
Molecular function (GO): transmembrane transporter activity
Source: RefSeq, a predicted model, not a curated record